Molecule: messenger RNA, 841 nt
Organism: Vicia villosa (hairy vetch)
Lineage: Eukaryota; Viridiplantae; Streptophyta; Magnoliopsida; Fabales; Fabaceae
Product: chaperone protein dnaJ 20, chloroplastic-like
Exons: 2
Coding region: 37-621 (194 amino acids)
Cellular component (GO): chloroplast
Source: RefSeq, a predicted model, not a curated record
UCAAAUUCCACAUUUCCAAACGAACAAAGAAAAAACAUGUAUUGUUGUUACAGAAUAACGAUCCAACCAAAUGUAACACCAAUUUCCGUCACAUAUUCUGGAAUUAGAUCCAACUCCGGAAAAUUUCAAAUCCGAAACUAUGGUUCUAAUUCAUUACUCAAAAUAAAAGCUUCAAUUAAAAACAACAAUAAUUGUGCUUCGUUCAAAUCUGAAUUAACCUUGUAUGAGGUUUUAGGUAUAUCCAAAUCCGUGUCUAUAGCGGAAUUGAAGCGCGCUUAUAAGCAAAAGGCCCGAAAAUGUCACCCAGAUUUGUCACCACCGGGUCAGGACAAAGAGUACACAAAGAUGUUUAUUAUCGUGCGUGAGGCUUAUGAGAUUUUGUCCGAUCCAGUAACAAAAGCUAUUUAUGAUAGAGAUUUGGCUAAAGGGAUUCCGUUUGAAUUUUCUACUAGUAGACACUACUGUCAUCGCUCUCAUUAUGAUCAGGUGAGUGAAGAAAAGAAAAAAUGGAAAAAUGGGUGGGAAUCUCAACUGGCGGAGCUGGAAAAGAAGAGUGAUGGCAAGGAAGAUAAAGAAAAUAUGACUUGGGGUGCUCGAAUGCGUCAACGUAGUACUUAUUAGAUUAAAUGAAUUAGUUACGGAAUAAUAUUAAUGUAAUUUUAGUGAUUGUCAUAAUAGAUUAUCUAAUAGGUAUGCAUAACCCCCCAGGGUUGGUCUAGUGGUGGAGGUUUGGGUCUUGAGAGUGUGCUCCUCUCAAAGUUCUGAGUUUGAAUCCUGCUAGAUGUUAACAAUCCUCCUGAUGGGUCAGUUCAUACAGAACUUUGUUCUGACGAAUUAAAUA